AUGGCGGACGAGAGCGCCACCGCCACCGCCGCUAGAAGUGUCCGUAGCCACCGCAAUGGUGGUUGUGGUUUCCGCCGCAGCAAGGGGAAAGGAGCAGUUGUAGACUCAAUCAGCUGUCUACCUGAUGUGAUCCUCCAACACAUCCUCUCCUUUGUUCCGACGAAAAUCGCCAUCACAACUUCUCUCUUGUCAAAACGAUGGAGACACUUAUGGUGUGGUGCACCUUCUCUCUCUUUCGAUAGCUGUUCUUGUCCAAUGAUUAACAAAACCCUAGCUCGCUACACUGCUCCCAAGAUGAUGCAUUUUCACCUCUCUACCAUAACCGAACACCAUCUUCCCUACAUGGACAUGUGGAUCGAGUUCGUCAUGUUCCGACACCUGGAGAAUCUGUUCCUCGGAUUCUAUCUUGACCACGGCUACACGUAUCCUGAUUUCUUCUACACCAAUCCCUCUCUCAAGCAGCUCACCCUUUUCAAUGGUGUUAUGAUUCCCAGAUGCUCUGUGUCUUGGACAUCUCUCAAGAACAUGUCCUUGCUUUGUUGUAGUACUCUCUCUGAUGAAUCCAUGUCUAAUAUUCUCUCUGGUUGUCCCGUUCUAGAGAGCUUAACAUUGGAUCACUGCGAUCAAAUUAGGUCUCUUGAUCUCAUCAAGUCACUCCGUCUGAGAACAUUAGUAGUAUACCACAGCAGUUGGGCUGCAACGAAGAUUGAGGCACCGCACAUCCAUCGUCUCCAUUUGAGAAACUCUGAGUCACCAUGUACUUUACUUGAUGUCUCGUCUUUAACCGAAGCUAAUCUCAACGUUUUGUUUCAGUCCGUUGAAGCAACCUUCAAUGCUGAUAAUCUUCAAGAUAAGUUGCUAGCUAUUCUUGAAAAGGUACAGCAUGUAGAGAAGCUUACUCUUGGAGUAAAGUUUCUUCAGAUUUUAUCUCUAGCCGAGCUUUGUGGUGUUCCUUUUCCGGUGUUGAAGGUCAAAGCAUUGACACUGGAGACGACAAAGAUCUUUCAGUAUGUUAUUCCUGGUGUAGAAAGGGUGUUACAAAACUCACAUGGUUUAAAGAAGCUAACAGUCCGCACAAGCCAUUGCGACACCAUACCGGGGGAGCAUCUUGACAAAUACUUGGCUUUGGAAGGCUUGGAUCCGGCUCAAUGUUGGAGAUCAAAAGAUGGUGUCCGUUGGAACAAGUCUCGUUUGGUUUUAGAGCCAAAGCACUUGGUUUCAUUCGUGGAACUUGUGUUUAAAAACACAAAGACAUUAGAGAAGGUGUUCCUACUGUUAGACCCUUGCCAUAAGUUUAAAGAGAUGGUUUCAACACUUUCUCACUACAACAAAGUCUCUGUUGCCUUGAACCACAGGGUUUAG
This is a messenger RNA of Microthlaspi erraticum, 1362 nucleotides long. The record is from the annotation of a GenBank genome assembly. NCBI's taxonomy places the organism in Eukaryota, Viridiplantae, Streptophyta, Magnoliopsida, Brassicales, Brassicaceae.